This is a messenger RNA of Aspergillus tubingensis, 1734 nucleotides long. RefSeq names its product putative LMBR1 domain protein. Bases 1 to 1734 code for a protein of 577 amino acids. NCBI's taxonomy places the organism in Eukaryota, Fungi, Ascomycota, Eurotiomycetes, Eurotiales, Aspergillaceae. The record is from RefSeq and is a predicted model, not a curated record. Gene Ontology annotation, biological process: protein localization to vacuole. The transcript has 3 exons. Gene Ontology annotation, cellular component: vacuolar membrane.
AUGGCCCUCUUACAAACAUCCCUUAUAUGGGCAGUAUACGCUAUUGUGGUAGCUGUUCUGGUAAUGGUAGCGUCGGUGUUCAUCUAUACAUAUCAAACGCCUCGGGAUCGCUCUUCAGUUGUGACCUUCACGUGUAUUGUCGCGAUUACAAGCUUACUUGCCACUGUUCUCUUGUUGCCCGUGGAUGUUGCUUUAAUAUCCUCUACCACAUCCUCGAAGCUUGGUCAAAGAAAACCUUGGGCCACUCAGGAUGAAGUAGACAAGAUUGUUUCUCUAUUAACGGCUGUGUACUAUCUCCUUUACUCGCUUGAUGCAUUCCUAUGCCUUCUCGCAAUCCCAUUUGUCUAUUUCUGGUACGAAGAAUACGAUGAAGUGGCUGUCGAAUCCGGUGAGCAAUCUGCUGCCAAACGACUCUGGACCGCGUUUAAGUACACUAUCUCGUUUAUUGCGAUAGUGGUUGUGCUUUUCAUUGUUGGCUUUCUUGUCCCUGUUUCGAAUAUCAAGGACAGCAAUGUUUCAGACUAUCUCAGGAAGCUUCUGGCUGAGAAUCGUGGCGAGAGGGUCAUUACAUUCACCCUUGGGUUAUUGAUAACUCUGGGGCUGUUCCUCUAUGUCUUAUAUACCUCAACGGGCCUUGCCGUUCUUCCCAUGAGGAUGAUACGAGCAGCUCCAUCUGUGUCAGACAUGACCUGGAAAGCGUCGACAGGUGCACAGCUCGAAUCUAAUCGAGAGCGUCAGCGCCAGCUGGAAGGGCGCUGUAGAGGAGAUCCGGGUCUCCUCUCUUCCAAGGAACGUAGAGAGCUCGAUACCCUCGUUCGAGAUGAGAGGACGCUUAUUAGGCGGCAACGCUUGGCAGAAGAGGCUGACGGUGAAGGUCGAGGCCGAUUUAUGAGGGCAUGGCUAAAGGUUACGGCUUUCUUCCGCCCAUUAAAGCUCCUAGGCGGCAUUGCCAUUCUCUUAGUCGCACUCAUGAUAUGGAUAUCGAUGCUCUUGACGGCAAUUGACAAAGCCAAGAAUUCUAUGUGCAAACAACGUUGCGGAUACAUACUCAGUCGCAUUGGGGUUUUCAAUCCCUUGAACUGGGUAUUCGUUCAAUCAGCAAAGGUAUUUCCGAUCGACUACGCCGUCUUUACAGUAGUUGUUUUGCUGCUGUUUGGCAGUUCAGUGGUCGGGAUAUCUACCAUUGGCAUUCGCUUUCUAUGGAUCAGAAUAUUUCGGAUCAGAAUGGGGCACACGUCUCCACAAGCCCUGCUGCUGACCACUGCCAUGCUGAUUUUGACAAUACUAGCUUUGGACUAUUCGAUCCCCAUGCUUGUUGCACCCCAGUACGCAACUUUUGGACCACAAACAUUCUGUGAUCGCCCCCCGGGCCAGCAAUCGGAUUGUUUGACUAACAAACGCCUGAUCAAGCCAUGCUCGGAACUAACAGACAACACGGCUGCCAAGCAAGUCUGCACACCCAGCGUCACUAGUAUGUUCCUCAACCGCGUGACGAUAAGCUAUCCCUUUUUCGGCACAGUAUUUUUCUGGUCUCAAUUUAUCUUUCUCGUUGUCUACUUGCUCGUCUUGGUCACCUCUUUCAUCCGCCAUCCGAAACUUGAUGAACGUCUACUGGACCAGGAAGCUGAGGAGGCUGAGGAGGAACGGCUACUGACAAGCUCUGGGAGAGAUGUUAGUGACACCUAUCAUAGUGUCGGAGGACGGAACAACUUCUCAACCAGAGCAGGGGAGUAG